This is a messenger RNA of Dovyalis caffra, 228 nucleotides long. The record is from the annotation of a GenBank genome assembly. Lineage: Eukaryota; Viridiplantae; Streptophyta; Magnoliopsida; Malpighiales; Salicaceae.
AUGCUUUGGGCCUUUGUGAUGUCUAUAGAAAUUGCAUCAUCAGCCAAUCGCCAGAUUGUCAAUGCUAAGAAAAAUUCACGCCUAAAUUCCACAAGAGUUGGAAUUCAAUGGACUGGUCUCAAGGGUGUGAACGAAAUAAGCCACCAGCUUGCCAGAAGGGAGAUGGAUGCGUUAAAUAUAUUAACGAAUGCAGGAGUACUAACUGCUUACAACACUGUUCUUGUAUAG